Molecule: messenger RNA, 414 nt
Organism: Knipowitschia caucasica
Lineage: Eukaryota; Metazoa; Chordata; Actinopteri; Gobiiformes; Gobiidae
Source: the annotation of a GenBank genome assembly
AUGGACGCUGUCAUGGUCAGACUCAAUUCAUCAGCUGGAAAAAGAGGAAAGAAAAACACCAGUGGGAGACAUCGGAGGCGUCCCCACAUUGGAGGAGCCACUCCAGAGCAGGCCAGCAGAGGCGCUCUCACACAGCUCUUCACUGGGGAUCAGAUCCAGGGGCAGGACCUGUGGGUUGUUUUCUUUUUAAGCCUGAGCCUGAGGGCGCUCACUCUUUUGCCACUCCUGCGGGACGCAGCAGUCUCUUUGGGUCCGUGGAGUUGUGCUGGUGGGGAGCCUCACACAGUGGUUGGUGGCCCUGUUGGCACGUAUGUGGGCUUGUGCGGCGUGAGCGCUGCCCUGGGAAACGCCUUCUGCUCGUUUUGUGUGGCCAGCUCCUCCAGUGUGGCAAACCUUAGUGAAGGGCCUGUGUGA